AUGACCCUUACCGUUUCUCCCAGUGACAGUGACCUUUAUGACAAAUCUGAGGAUUCAUGGUGGCAUUGGAUCAAGUGGAUUCCCACAUCGAAUGAAAAAUUGGUACAAGCUGAGGACAAAAUUUUACAAAGAUGUAAAUGCAAGCUUGAAAAAUUUUUCCUUCCGAUUUUUAACUCAACUCUAUUCCUAAGAACCAUUAUCGCGAGGAAUUGGUACUCAGAUGAUUGCACCGAAUUUGAGUCUCGUGUGCCUCUUGUUCUUAUUCAUGGUUUUGCUUCGGGUGUUGGGUUAUGGUGCAAGAACCUUGAUAGUCUCUCUGCAUCCCGCACUGUUUACGCGUUUGACAUGCUUGGGUUCGGUCGCAGCUCUCGACCUCCCUUUCCGAACACCGCUGAAGAAGUUGAAAAUAAAUUUGUCGAAGUCAUUGAGGAGUGGCGCAAAACCAUGAACUUGGACAAAUUCAUUCUGCUUGGUCAUAGCAUGGGUGGAUUCCUUGCUUCGUCCUAUGCACUUAGCCAUCCAGAAAGGGUUGUUCAUCUUGUUCUCAUUGAUCCAUGGGGAUUUAUUGGACAGCAAGAAAGUACGACCAUUCCAGUUUCUGGAUUUCGUGCCUGGCUUCUCAGGAAGCUUAGUUCGUUUCGUGCAUUGGCAACAAUGCGCAUGGUUGGACCUUUCGGUCUAAAUGCUAUGCGCAAAGUCAGGCAGGAUUUCGAACAGGUUUUCUAUCAGCAGCCAUGGCCAUUAGAUGAGGUAGAAAUGUUACCUCAGUUGGGGGAGAUCCAGUCGGAUAUCAGUGAGCCUACUGAGCGACGUUCGGAAUUGCCACUCAAAGCCUCCUCUGUUGAAACCACCCAAACCUCAAUUCAUAAACAAACAAAGAACAAUACCGAUUUCGACUCCAUUUCUCCAUUUGAUCCAGCUGUAGUCUACAAUUAUAUAUAUCACAUAAAUGUUCGGCACCCUAGCGGUGAGGAUGCCUUUAGAAGCAUGUCGCAGGUGCUUGGGUGGGCAGCUCGUCCCAUGCUACACAGAAUCCCCCUCCUGGACUCCGACGUCCCCAUUACAUUUAUUUACGGCGGACGCUCGUGGGUUGAUAUGUCAUCCGGCCUCAGGGUGCGCUCUCUUCGACCCAAUUCAUACGUUGAUGUCAUGGUAAUUGAAGGGGGCGGGCACCACGCAUACGCCCAGUACGCAGAUGAAUUCAACGCCUACGUGAAUGCGAUCGCCCGUCUGGUCGACCGUGGACACGACUUUCGCCCGGGCAGUGAGGAAUUUGUGCAGCUGGAGAUGACACCUGCCGAGGUGACGACACCCCCUUCGCCACCAGAGGCCUCCGGCAAUCAUAUUCGUCGAAGCUCUAAAAGUGGCAUCACUACCUCAGGCGGCGAAAAGACGCGCAGACAGCGUCCCAGCCACUCAAACCUGGCCUUUCAACAGUUCUCGACAGUCUGCCCCGUCGACGCUAGCGACGAAGACUCCUCGAGCUGA
Molecule: messenger RNA, 1488 nt
Organism: Mesocestoides corti
Lineage: Eukaryota; Metazoa; Platyhelminthes; Cestoda; Cyclophyllidea; Mesocestoididae
Source: the annotation of a GenBank genome assembly